UCAACACACGGAGCGCCGUUAGUGGUAAUAGCAGCACAGAACAUAAUAUCAGUGCCCUUAGCAAUGGAUUCAAAGCCUCGUCGACUGCCGUUCACAGUCUCUAGUUCUUCCUCCAUCUCUUCAACUUCAUCCUUCUCCUCUUCAGCCUCAGCUCUCAGUGCCGGUCGACUUUAUGGCAGAGGGACUGUGUUGGGUAGUGAUCGCUUCAGCAGAGGAGCCACAGGAAAGUUAGACUCAGACUACCAGAGCUCUCGUAUUCCAGGAUCCUCCAGGGAUUACAGCUCCUCCGAAAGCUACCACUCUAGAUGGAAGCUGUCCAUGCCACUCUCUUCUUCCUCCUCCUCGUCUACAUUUACUUCGUCUGAUCGGCCAUGGGCAGAGUCCUCCUAUGGAGGAAGAAGCAAACCUGUUGAGUCAGAGAGAGGGUUUGUAUCAUACUCCAACCUUCUUGGCACAACUCAAGAUGAUGAAUCCAAAAGAGCCAAACUGUCGUACACAAAUCGACAAUCCUACAGCAGACACUCAACCACAUCUACUCCCAGCAGCACAUACUCAAGCCUGGGAGGAGGCAUGUCAGAUUCUCUGUGGAAAUCGAGCCUUAGCCCACUGUCCAGGUCUUCUUCAUCCUCAUCAUCUUCAUCGGAUGAUCUGUGGGCUCGCCGAGACGUAGACAAGAGGACAGACUCUGGUCUGGGAGAGGCCAGCUAUAGACCCACAUCACUGUCGUCCUCACUGUAUCGCCCUGAACGUGUGACCUCCACUUAUGCCCAGGGAGCCAGACCUAAGGAAAGCCUGUAUUCCUCAUCCCGCAGAGAGAAUAACUCAUCCAGCCGUCGUCUUUCCUCCGAUUAUGUACCAUCCUCACACAGGCUGUCUUCUGACUACCAUCCCAGUCCUCGUCUUUCACUGAACUCUGCCCGAAACUCCUCAUCCCUCUCUGACCCAUCCUCUCUCUCCUCCUGGAGCUCUUCCCCUUACACACCCCUGGCAUCACGUAGCUCCAGCCCCCCUCCAUCUAGCCCUGCCACUGUGCCUAGCCCCACUUCUGAGAGUGGAGACUCAGACGGUAGGAGCACAACUCGGCGUCUGUUGUCCCGCCUCUUUUCUAGACGGCCCAGCCAAGAAUCAAGCUCUGCCUCUGUUUCCAGUUCAGCUUCAAGAUCUUUUGACUCUGCUCUUCAGGAGGCUUCUCCAUCAGAUGCCCAGAGCACUCCGGGCAGGGAAAGCACAGACACUGAGCUAAGGAGCUCCUGGCUCAACUGGAACCGUUGCAACCCACUGUUUUCACGACGCAGAAGAGAGGGUCGGGACGAGAGCGCUCGAAUGGAGGCUCACCCCACACUAAUCCCCCUCAGCAGCCCUGAAGAGAGAAAAACAACCAGUCAGGACACAAGUCGUGGUGAAGGGGAAGACGAGGAGGAAGAGGAGGAGGAUGAACUGUCUGAGGGUGCAACAGCUGCUUCACCCCCCAGAGCCUCGGGACUCUCUUCCCUCUUGCAGGAAGCUGCCCGUCUUCCAGGGCAAAAUCCUGGCAUUGCCAGGGUGAUGACUAGCCCUCUCUUCCGUAUGCCCCAGAAUGUGAUUAUUGGAUUGAAUGCUGCCGUGGAUGGGCAAAGUCAGGCUGAGGUUAAGGAGAAUGAGAGGCCAGCCCCCUCCAGAGAUCCGGAAAGACUUAAAAAGAUUCAGGAGAGCUUGCUGCUGGAGGACUCUGAUGAAGAUGAAGGUGAUCUGUGCAGGAUCUGUCAGAUGGGAGAGACCUCAAGCUCAAACCCACUCAUUGAGCCAUGCAGGUGUACAGGCAGCCUGCAAUACGUACACCAAGACUGCAUCAAAAAGUGGCUUCGCUCCAAAAUCACUUCUGGUUCAAAUCUGGAGGCCAUCACAACGUGUGAACUGUGCAAGGACAAGUUGCACCUGAACAUUGAGAACUUUGACAUUAAUGAACUCUAUAGAUCUCAUGAGCGGUCGGAGUAUGAGUUCAUCAGUUGUGGCCUUUACCUGGUGGUUCUGCUGCAUCUGUGUGAGCAGAGAUUCUCUGACGUGCUUGGAGCUGUAAAUGAAGCCGGGUUUUUCAACUUGGCGAGAACUCUUCAUGAGCACAUGGACAAUCUUGAAAGCUCCUAUGCUGAAUCGGAUGAAGAGGCACGUGACAAUAGGCCAGCCAUUGACUUUGGUGACCUAGAGGAUGAAGACGAGGAGGAGUUUUAAUCAUGACUAGAAAGAAUAAGGUGGUUAAAAUGGCAGAGAGGCUCCACCUCUGCGCCUGUGCAGCGAUAUGAGACUCUAGGCGCAUUGACAGCACUGUAAAUACUGUCUUCAGUCCUGAGAAGGGCUUUCACAAUAUGCAGAAUCACCCAUCUCAGGGGUGUGUGUCACCUACCCAACCUUAGAAUUAAAAUAUUUCUUUUUCUUUUGUUUGUAGAUUUUGCAUCUAAAGUUGCUGAGUGCACUAUACAGCUUUAUUAAAUGAGCCAUGAACUAUAAAUAGUAGCACACAGAAAGAUGGUUAAGUGAGGAAGAUUAGAUGGUGCUGUGGAUGAACAGUAGCGAGGCACGUUGAACCUGUGCAGGGUUAUAUAAGGGCAUGGUAAGAUUGAAUUUAAUAUCAAACAUUGUGGAAAUAUAAUAAUCUUUUAAUUUCUUUAUGUUUGUGACAUGAAUUUGCUUUAAAGCCAAUUUAGCAAGAAAAAAGUGAGCAGAAGGUGAGACUGUUGAAUAAAGUGCAUGGUUGGCUUUCCAUUGUCUUUAAAUGUUGCUUUCUAAUGUAAUUUGCCCUGCUUACAUGUUUCUCCAUUAUUUCAAUAAAACUUUGAUGUAAAGAGAUGCAUCACGAAUUUGA
Messenger RNA from Trichomycterus rosablanca, 2839 nucleotides. RefSeq names its product membrane-associated ring finger (C3HC4) 7 (gene marchf7). Gene Ontology annotation, molecular function: zinc ion binding. The transcript is spliced from 11 exons. Lineage: Eukaryota; Metazoa; Chordata; Actinopteri; Siluriformes; Trichomycteridae. The record is from RefSeq and is a predicted model, not a curated record. The coding region runs from base 64 to 2208 and encodes 714 amino acids.